AUGGCACGGUAUGGGGAAAUUGCUCGGCAUGGGAGAGGCGUGGGCAAUAACAGGGUAUGGGAACGAGUAUGGAAAGUGGAGCAUUUCACAUGGGGUGCAUGUGGGAGGCAACUGGUGAAGCUUUCACUGAGGACAUUGGGCAUAUCAACGGGCUUAUUCAAUCUUAGUGUCCAUCCUCCCCAACGUUUAUAUAAAGUAUUACGUAUGGGAAAUACUGAAAACGUCCUUUCCAGUAGUAUAGUUGUCGUGUUUUUUUUAGCUUUUGUUGUUUUCGAAACUAUGUGGUAUGGUUCAACAACUACUCCCAUCGAAUUAUUUGGUCCUACUCAUUAUCAAUGGGAUCAAGGAUACUUCCAACAAGAAAUAUAUCAAAGGGUUAGUGCUGGGUUAGCCGAAAAUCAAAGUUUAUCAGAAGCUUGGUCUAAAAUUCCUGAAAAAUUAGCUUUUUAUAAUUACAUUGGCAAUAUUCCGGUAAAAGGAGGAUUAUUCAAAGCGGGUUCAAUGGACAACGGGGAUGGAGUAGCUGUUGGGUGGUUAGGACACCCUAUCUUCAGAGAUAAAGAAGGGUAA
Molecule: messenger RNA, 570 nt
Organism: Hibiscus syriacus
Lineage: Eukaryota; Viridiplantae; Streptophyta; Magnoliopsida; Malvales; Malvaceae
Product: photosystem II CP47 reaction center protein-like
Exons: 2
Coding region: 1-570 (189 amino acids)
Biological process (GO): photosynthetic electron transport chain; photosynthesis, light reaction
Cellular component (GO): membrane; photosystem
Molecular function (GO): chlorophyll binding
Source: RefSeq, a predicted model, not a curated record